UUGUAGCGGAGGCUUUACGGCUCUUCCACGUACGCAUUGGUGCGAAAUAUCGCAUCGUGUGUUGUUGGAAACUGCACUUAACGUUCGGAAACUGUGCAGUUGCAUGAUAACGCGUUUGCGCAUGCGUCUUGAUUUGAAUUUAGUGUUGGGGUUGGCAGAGCGUCCGUUUUUAGCCGCACACUGGCUGCACCGGUUCCGUAGUUCAUCUCCUUCCUUCCGCAUUGGCGAGAGAAGGAUAAACUUUGAACUGGUGCAGCAAGUUCAGCUAAAAAAAAAAAAUAAACCAAGAGAUUGCGCGGUUUCUCAGGUUUUCUGUCAUUGAGGUUUCCAAGUGUACGUACUCUUGUAUCGUCCAGAUGCUUCGCAGCUGACCGUCUCGUGAGCUUCGUCGGCGAACUUGGCAGGAUGGAGAGUACGACGAGGGAAACGUGCGCGAAAUUUUUAAAGGCUCUCAAAACAAAAGGCUCGUGGUAUAUCGAGUUUGACACGUCUAUUACAGUUUUACAAGAGGAAGCCGCUGCGAGAGGAUUAGAAGACAAACUUCUCAGUCAGCUCGUAGAUGUUGUUAUACACAUAAACUUAGGUGCCUCCAAACGGGUGGCGCUGAUCAAAUGUCUGAUUCCAAGGUACAAGUUGUCUGAGGAAAUAGCGAAGUCUAUAAUCACUUGGUGUCUAUCCUCGCUGAAUAAUCUACCGCUCACCGUUUGCGCAAUUGUUGUACAAUGGAUCAUAGGUGUGUGGGAUUAUGAGUUAGUAGACAGGAAAGUGAUCAACAUAUAUUACGACGUCUUCUUCUAUACUAUGCUCAAGAAACAGAAACUGGAACGUUAUCUAGCACGUCUUAUCUACAUGCUGACAAGACCAGAAGAUGUUUCCCGCAGAGACGUCCUGAGAUUGUUAGCACGACAGAAAAAUUACUCUAAACCUCCAACACAUAUUACUGCAUUACUUUCCUUAUUUAAAUCGUAUAAACCAGAAUUGGUACCUGAGAAAAUACAGUCGGUGAAUAUAGAGAGUGUAUGGAAACCUAUAUCCGAGUUCAUACGAAUAGCAUUAGAAGAUGCCAGAGAUCGUACGGAAAUUCAACAAUUGCACCAAAGCACUCAGGCUCAUUUCGAUUGGAAUGUAAUGCUGAGUACGAAAGCUAAAAGGAGGAAGAAAGCGCUUCUACCGUCUGUAGGUUAUUUUCACAUUGGUUCAAGUAUUUUUAAAGAUAAAGAUGCAAAGUCCAUUUUUGAUAUAAGCAAUAUAGAAGAAUUGGGAAAGUAUCAGCAGAAUGUGGAAUUGCCUUGUAAUGCCGUUUCACUUUUGGCGAAUAUGGUUGGUUACCAUCUUCUUACAUAUGUAGACUUUCCGUACCAAAGUAGAUUUUCGUAUAAUCUUUAUAAUACGCUUACAAGAGCAUUUAUGCUGGAAAAUGGAAAGUUUUCUGAGGAAGAAAUGGAUAAAUUUUUAACUAUGACAGUAGAAUUUUCUCGAUACAUGCAAGAAGGGAUACCUAUAGUCAAACUGUUUUUUGAUGAAUAUUUAUAUUACAAUACAGGAGAGCAUCUGGUAGAGUUACUCGAUUUGUUGCAAUGGAUGACUUCUGUAACAGUAACUGAGUUGCAAGAAAACAUUUUGAUACAUGUGCAGAAUAUAUUUUAUGAAUCAAAUUUGAAUAUGAAAUGUAAAAUAAUUCAAUCUCUGCAGAAACUAAUUACAAACUUGUUUGUAAGAUACGGGCUUGAACAACAGGGCCAAUAUGCUUCAUCCUUUUUGCGACAAGGUCAACUAGAAGAUUUACCAGAAAUUGUGUCUACUGUUGUAACGACAGUAGAAAAUCUUAUUGUGUGUGGAUUGAACAUACAUAAUUACAAUAUUACAUUGUUGUCAGAAAUUUUGACAUUUUAUGAAGAGGUCUGUACAUUAGAAAGCCAUAAUCUAUCUCGCCAUGUACUAUCUUGGACAUUACCGCCACCAGCAGUCAUCUAUGGAGCAUUUAGUACGAAGAGUUGUGCUAUUUUGUCGAGACUUUGUAGAUUACUACUGAGAUAUCGCGAAAGGAGUUCACAUUUACAUCAGAUUAUGCCACGAGACAUAUAUAAAAUAAAAGUUCACACUAUAUCUAUGUAUGCAAAUGAUAUUCAUAAAGCACUAUGGAAUGAUGAGCCUUUUAGUAACAGAAAGGAUGGCAAACUUCUGAAAAAUCUUUCAAAAAAAGUGAUCAAUGAUUUAGGAGAUUGUGAUCUAGACACUUUAUUGAAUAUUAGCAAUCACUAUGCUAUAUUACUCUUCAGAUGCACAAUAAAUGAAACAGGCUUAAAUAUAAAUACAAAAGAAGAGGCAAAAACCAUGGCUUUUCACUAUUACCCUGCAGUAAACGAGUUUCUUGCUGCAUUUGAUGAAUGAGAUAUACUUUAACUUUAAAAAGAAAUGUGUCAUACUUUUUAGCAAGUUGACUAAUAAUAUAAAUGUAAAAAUAAUUAAAGAUUAAGUUGGGUUAGGUUUAAGAUAUUUCUCAAUAUUGUAUAUACAUAUUUAUAUGCAUUUUUAUUUUUACAAUUAAAAAAAUUUUAAAUUGUUUUAAACUACUUGCAAGUAAAGUUAAUCUUCAAUGUAAUUAUUUUUGUAUUUGUAAGUAAAAUAAAAAAAGUUCAAAAAGAAUUGAAUGAUAAUAAUGAUACUUGGAAAGAAAGUAAGCGAUGAAAAAGAAGACAUUACGAUAAAGGACAACUAAACUGCUCUCUACCUAUGAAGAUACACACUGCUACUUAUGGAAAUUUAUAUAUAAGAGUCAGUUUAUUGCAAAGUAUUGACUGAAUCUGCUGUCAAAGUGUUAACAUAUUUUCAACACUUUUGAAAUAUUUAUAUUUAUUAACAUAUAUUAUAAGAGGAAUGAUGUAUAUUAUUACUUGAAUCUGAAUCAAUCAUGAAUAUACUUGUAAAGGAAAGCUCAUAAUAUUUUGAUAGAAAUUAUUUUAAAUAUCUUUCUGUAUCAAGAGAUAUUUCAUACUAAAAUUGAAUAGAAACUAUAUGAAAUAUCUCCUGAUAAUUCUCGUAAAUAAUGUUCGACUAAUAAAUAAUCAUAUUAAAAAAGCAUUUACAAAUACUUUAUUAUUAGUAUUAUAGUAUUUAAUAGUGA
Molecule: messenger RNA, 3124 nt
Organism: Vollenhovia emeryi
Lineage: Eukaryota; Metazoa; Arthropoda; Insecta; Hymenoptera; Formicidae
Product: centromere protein I-like
Exons: 15
Coding region: 406-2391 (661 amino acids)
Cellular component (GO): kinetochore
Source: RefSeq, a predicted model, not a curated record